Molecule: messenger RNA, 4617 nt
Organism: Phacochoerus africanus (Common warthog)
Lineage: Eukaryota; Metazoa; Chordata; Mammalia; Artiodactyla; Suidae
Gene: MTF2
Product: metal response element binding transcription factor 2
Exons: 15
Coding region: 1071-2546 (491 amino acids)
Biological process (GO): chromatin organization; regulation of DNA-templated transcription
Cellular component (GO): nucleus
Molecular function (GO): chromatin binding; DNA binding
Source: RefSeq, a predicted model, not a curated record
CUACAUAAGCUUUUUUAUAAUGGCUUGUGAAAUAAGUUCUUUUGUUUUGAAUGGAAGAAAUUGAGUAGGGACUCAAUGUGAAUUUACUUCCACAUGUUGCCCAAGAUGAAGAUUUAAAAAUUAGGGGAACAGGACAAUGUGAGGGAUUGUUGUAAUGAUGGAAAUAUUGGUAUAUUGAUAUGGAAUCUGUUAUUUCUUAAAAUUGCAUAUAAAUCUACAGUUAUCUCAGACUAAAAUGUUGAUUAAAAAAUAAAAAUUAGGGGAACAAAGUGGACCAAAGCAGGCGUAGCAAGAACAUGUUCAAUUUGUUUGCUUUCACUCAGGUUCUAAAAAACAAACUAACGAUGAGCUUUUGUUUUUCUUUACCCUUACUAGUGAAUUUUAUAUAGGAGAAGAAGCGCCCACAAUUUUUUAGGUUGUAGUAGGGGGUGGAGUGGAAAGACAUAGUUGUCUAUUGGGGAGUAUUGAAUAUAUACUCAGAAGAUUUGGGUCUUUGUUUAAUCUGUCAGCUCUGCAUCAGUUAUGGUUUCUUUACCUUUAAAAUAACAUAGGUGCAGGAUGUUACUUACCUAUGUUCACAGGAUUGCUAGGAGAGUCAAGGAGGAAAAUAAAGGAGAAAGCACUUUAUAAAUUCUAGGUGCAGUAUAAUUGUAUAGUGUUAUUUUCCAAAAUCUUUUUCCAGAAGAGUUAUAUAUAGAACAAGAGAACCAUGUAUACCUGUGAUGAAGCCUAUGAACUAAAAACACCCUGUACAACCUUCCCUGGAUGAAGACUCUACAGGGGCAGGUAAUUCACUGGUCCACAAGCGGUCUCCUUUACGCCGAAACCAAAAGACCCCAGCAUCCUUGACCAAGCUGUCUUUACAGGAUGGACAUAAAGUCAAAAAGCCAGCAUGUAAAUUUGAAGAGGGUCAGGAUGUCCUAGCUAGAUGGUCAGAUGGCUUGUUUUAUCUUGGAACUAUCAAAAAGAUAAACAUAUUGAAACAGAGCUGCUUCAUCAUAUUUGAAGACAGUUCUAAAUCCUGGGUUCUCUGGAAGGACAUUCAAACAGGAGCCACUGGAAGUGGGGAAAUGGUCUGUACAAUAUGUCAAGAAGAAUAUUCAGAAGCUCCCAAUGAAAUGGUUAUAUGUGAUAAGUGUGGCCAAGGAUAUCAUCAGUUGUGUCACACACCUCAUAUUGAUUCCAGUGUGAUUGAUUCAGAUGAAAAAUGGCUCUGUCGACAGUGUGUUUUUGCAACAACAACAAAGAGGGGUGGUGCACUUAAGAAAGGACCAAAUGCCAAAGCAUUGCAAGUCAUGAAGCAGACAUUACCCUAUAGUGUGGCAGAUCUUGAAUGGGAUGCAGGUCAUAAAACCAAUGUCCAGCAAUGUUACUGCUAUUGUGGAGGCCCUGGAGACUGGUAUUUAAAGAUGCUGCAAUGCUGCAAAUGUAAGCAGUGGUUUCAUGAAGCUUGUGUGCAAUGUCUUCAAAAGCCAAUGCUAUUUGGAGACAGGUUUUAUACAUUUAUUUGCUCUGUCUGCAGUUCGGGACCAGAAUACCUCAAACGUCUACCAUUACAGUGGGUAGAUAUAGCACACCUAUGCCUUUACAACCUAAGUGUUAUUCACAAGAAGAAAUACUUUGAUUCUGAACUUGAGCUUAUGACAUACAUUAAUGAAAACUGGGAUAGAUUGCACCCUGGAGAGCUGGCAGACACACCAAAAUCUGAAAGAUAUGAGCAUGUUCUGGAGGCAUUAAAUGAUUACAAGACCAUGUUUAUGUCUGGGAAAGAAAUAAAGAAGAAGAAGCAUUUGUUUGGGUUGCGAAUUCGUGUUCCUCCUGUGCCACCAAAUGUGGCUUUCAAAGCAGAGAAAGAACCUGAAGGAACAUCCCAUGAAUUUAAAAUUAAAGGCAGAAAGGCAUCCAAACCUAUAUCUGAUUCAAGAGAAGUAAGCAAUGGCAUAGAAAAAAAAGGAAAGAAAAAGUCUGUAGGUCGUCCACCUGGCCCAUACACAAGAAAAAUGAUUCAGAAAACUGCUGAGCCACCUUUGGAUAAGGAGUCAAUUUCAGAGAAUCCUACUUUGGAUUUACCUUGUUCUAUAGGGAGAACUGAGGGAACUGCACAUUCAUCUAAUACCUCAGAUGUGGAUUUCACGGGUGCUUCCAGCGCAAAAGAAACUACCUCGUCUAGCAUUUCCAGGCAUUAUGGAUUAUCUGACUCCAGAAAAAGAACUCGUACAGGAAGAUCUUGGCCUGCUGCAAUUCCACAUUUACGGAGGAGAAGGGGUCGUCUUCCAAGAAGAGCACUCCAGACUCAGAACUCAGAAAUUGUAAAAGAUGAUGAAGGCAAAGAGGAUUACCAGAUUGAUGACCUCAACACGGAGAUUUUGAAUAACUUAGCAGAUCAGGAGUUACAACUCAAUCAUCUAAAAAACUCCAUUACCAGUUAUUUUGGUGCUGCAGGUAGAAUAGCAUGUGGUGAAAAAUACCGAGUAUUGGCUCGUCGGGUGACACUUGAUGGAAAGGUGCAGUAUCUUGUGGAAUGGGAAGGAGCAACUGCAUCCUGACUGUAGGACUGAACAUUAUGUUCACUGCACUCUCAUUUUCUGUAGGUACAGUUCAAAGCCCUAAAGGAGUCUGGCUUUUACUAUCUUUCUUAAAAAAAAAAAAAAAAAAAAAAGUCAAAAAAAAUCACUUAAGGAGAUGAUAUUAGCCUUAACAUGUACCUGUCAAUGUUAUGGAUAUUGUCAUAAAAAGAUAUCUUUUAAAAAUCAGAACAGAGACUUAAUUUUUUAAAUCUUAAGAUUUGUAGAAUGUUUCUAGGAUAGGGUAUUAAAAAUGAUUCAAACCCAUGCAUGGUGUUAGAUAAUUUUUCUAAUUAUUCCAUUGAGUCAGUUUUUGUGGUUAGUGGUUAUCAGAGCAAACAGAUCAUGUAGAUAGAUAGCACAAGUAUUUGGAAAAACAUUGUCUGUUUUGUUACCAAAAUGUUGGAAAAAAAUUUAUUUCAGUACCUUUUAGAUUUCAUAAAGUGCAGUGUAUAUAAUGCCUACUAAAAGACUGUAAAAUAUUGAAAUUUUCUUUCAAGCAAAGUGUAAAAAAUAUAUUGAGCCUGUAAAUUGCUCUGUGACUAGACUUCAUUGUCGUCUUAAUAUAUUCUUUGCAUGUGCAUAUAUAUACACACAUGUGUAUAUAUAUGUGUGUGAUUGAUUAUGUGACCUAUGCAAUACAAAUUAUGGGAAUGGGCAGCUUUGGAGUAUAUAUCCCAUAAUUCUUUUUUCAGGAAUAGUUGCAGUAUUUACACAGCAGCAUUUCUUCUCAGGCUUUUAUUGGGUGCUGUUGCUUGCUAUGUAUGAAGAGAAAUGUGUCAGACGAGUUUAGUGUGUUCUGAAGAAGGGUGUGAACAACAGUGUUCAUGGGCUUUUAGAAUGCUUUUCACUUUCAGUCCUUGUAACUCAGCUGUUCAAUACCUAAAACAAAUUCAAAUAGUAUGAACAUUAUCUCCUACUAGAAGUAACAUUUUCAAGUUUUCAUGGCACAUUAUGAUUGUAAAUGUUUCUCAGUUUUAACAGUAAGUCUAUAGGAGUCCCCUGAAGAUUCCUGACAUGUCUGUAGUAACUGUUAGUCAUGUUGAAUUAAGUGUAGUAUGAACAAAGUAUUUUAUUGCACAGGGUUAACAAACAGUGUGUUGCCUGCGGAGGCAACUACUGUUUUAUUACAACAUUACCUCUUGUUUUUAUAAAGUGUACCAAGAUUUAAAUUGAUAACUUUAUUUUACAUGUUAAAAAAAAAAAGUUUCUUUUAUCACCAGUGUUAGAGUUGUCUUCUGUUUCUUUUUGUUUUGUUUUGUUUGUUUGUUUUCUUUUUUAGCCAAAGAGUAAACAGAAGAAUAUUCUUAUUUUGGUGGCUGUUCAUUUUACUCUUAAAAACGAUUGGUGGAUUUUAGCCUAAAAAUUGGAGAAUUUGCCGCCAAAAUGAAAAAUAUGUAUAGUGAUUACAGAGCAGUAAAAAUGUGGGUUAGUACUUAUUUAUUCCAUUGAUUGCUUAUUUGACUGUUUAUAAAGAAAGUUGCUUUAUUUCUUUAAACAUCUUCAAAAGAUGACCUUUUCUUGUCACAUUAUAGCCAAAAGAAGCAGAGAACUUCGUAGUCCUGCAUUUGGUUCCUGGUUGGCCAGGUAUAAAUGAGCUUUACAAAAGUGCAAAUUAAGAACUGUCACUUCUGUUUACCUCCACCAAAACUUGAUUUUCCCCUAGCUAUUAAUUUAAAGUUGCCUUUCCUGCAGCUGCAAUAUUUUGAAUAACACACAGAGUUUGUGUUGAUUUUGAAUGUUUGUUUAUAUCUAGGGGUAAUGGAAAAUGUAAAUCCCGUGUAACCUUAUUCACUCCACCUGUAUCAUAUUAUUUCAUUUGCCCCAAAGUCCUUUAAUUCUAACUGAACACCAGCAGUAUUUUUAGUCAUUCUUUCUUUAGCAUACCUGGAAGAUGAUUUAUUAAGCUGAACUGUCUUUAGACGUAAUUAUUGUGAAUGUCUGUUUUAUUUUAUCUUGGUGGUUCACAUGGCUCUGAUGUUCAGUUUGUAUUUUUGGAAUUGCUUUACUUAGAAUUAAAACAGACCAACAUUAAAUGUGUGUAUUUUUUAAA